Messenger RNA from Myxocyprinus asiaticus (Chinese sucker), 2016 nucleotides. Its product is annotated as vesicle-associated membrane protein 4-like. Lineage: Eukaryota; Metazoa; Chordata; Actinopteri; Cypriniformes; Catostomidae. Bases 422 to 883 code for a protein of 153 amino acids. The transcript has 9 exons. Gene Ontology annotation, cellular component: membrane. Gene Ontology annotation, biological process: Golgi ribbon formation; vesicle-mediated transport. The record is from RefSeq and is a predicted model, not a curated record.
AAUAUCGAACUUGCAACCAACUUUACCUCGCUAUCAGAAUGAAUGUCCCACCACAUUAGUAAUCACACUCAGUGCGUGACUGGGCAGCUACUGUGAUGAUGCUGCUGAUGAUUUGUCCACAGGAAACUGGAUCAGUCCAGCUGUGUUGACUUCCGCUUUAGAGCUGAGAGAGACGUCAGGACACGUCAGUGUGAUCAGGAACAGACACAUUCAGCGGGAUUAGAAACAUACUGCCGCUUUUAUUCAUACACGGAUCGAUUCCAUCGCUACAAACAACAGCAUUCAGUCUCUCUUUCCCCUCCCCCUGCUCCUGUUUACUGGAAUGCUCUGCUGUGCUCCUGGAUAAAGGAGAAGCCAUUUUCCAUCAUCUCUUCCAGCAAGAGAAGCAGUGAGCAGUCUUAAAGAGACGACAGUGGACUCAAUGAGGGAGUCAGAGAGGGAGGAGCAGCUUGAUCCCAGCAUGCCUCCCAAAUUCAAACGGCAUCUGAAUGAUGAAGAAGUCACUGGCUCUGUUCGCAGUGAGAGGAGAAACCUACUGGAGGAAGACUCUGAUGAAGAGGAAGACUUUUUCCUGAGAGGACCGACAGGACCAAGAUUUGGUGUUCAAAAUGACAAAAUUAGACAAGUGCAGUCUCAGGUUGAUGAAGUCAUUGAUGUCAUGCAGGAGAACAUCUCAAAAGUGAUUGAGCGAGGAGAACGUCUGGAGGACCUGCAGGACAAAUCUGAAAGCCUAUCAGACAAUGCGUCGGCAUUCAGUAGUAGAGCCAAGCAGAUCCACAGAAGGAUGUGGUGGAGAGACAAGAAGAUGAAAAUGAUUGUGGCUAUUGUGGUGGUCAUCCUCCUACUUAUCAUAAUCAUACCUGUGAUCAUGCGGUAUCGCUAGUGUCUGGCGGGGAGGUUAGAGACAUGGUGUACUCUUCCUCCCUCCUCUUCCUCAUCUUUCUGCUGUAUUUCCUGCGUACCAGAGGGGGCGCUGCACAGAGUUGGGCUGCCCACUGUGUUUGCCAUGGUUUGGCAGGGUCUGGAAACAUAACAAACAGGGGCAGAGUUAAUUUGUGUGGGCGUGUGUGUGUGUGUGUGUGCGUGCGUGUGUGCGCGCGUGCAUGUAUGUAUAACUACACAACAUAUAAGUUAUUCACAACGAUGGCAUAACACUGGUGCAGACCUGUCUCUUGUAUGGGCACAAACACAAGCCUGUACCAUAUUCAAAAGAAAACACAGUGGUUAUUUUAUUUUAUAUGCAGUCAAUAAGACAAAAGGCAAAUAUUUAAGGAAACUUUACACAAUAAAACAUGGGUACAAACUUUUAGCCCUGCAUUCUAUUGGUUUUUCAAUGUCUUUUUUAUAGUUUGAAGCUUACACCAUGACGCAUACAUUCACACACUGUUAGAAUUAUACAGGAUUUACUUCCAACAUAGAUAGGUCUAUGGAAUAAGGUUUUCUCAGAAGGGUGGGGCCAAACAGUAAAUGAAACAUAAUGAGUCACUCUGCACCAUGGAUGUGAUCUCAUCGCCUGCAUCUAUAUCUAACUGUAACUUCUGUGUGUUUUAAAAUAGAUAAAACAUUAGGUAUAACUAAAGCUACUCUGAAAGGCAACAAGUAAUGUUACUUAAUGUUUACUGCUAUUACCAGUUUCUCAAAGUAUUUUUUCCCUCAUAUUUGGCAACUAUACAAACUUAAAUUAAUCAUGGUUUAUAAUUAAGUUAUUUUGAAAAAAGGGAAGUGCUUUUUUCACAGAUUAUCAUGCUUGUAAAAAUGGUUUAUGUAAAGAUUGUGGUUAUCUUCACUGGUGUCAUUAUAACAGCUUGUUGAUUGGUCUGUAAUGUGAUUGUGAAGAUAACCUAAACACACCUGUGAACUUGGUUCAGCCCAUAUUAUUUUACUAACUGUUGUAUGUGUAAUUUUUUCUUUUAUUUAUUUGUAAAUAUCCAUUCCCUUAAUUAGUCAACAUUGGCUUUACAUUGGGAGAUUGUGAAUUACUCUUGAAUCUUGAAAUAAAGUGAUUUUUAAAGAUCA